GUCUUAGUUACCACUUUUGCAUUAUCCUGACUGCAAGACAGACGUCUUAUUUAUUCUUUUUUUUGUCUGUUUUAACGCUUCUUUAAAACAUAAGGGAGAAAAUUUCAAUACUAACACCGUUACAAAAUGCCGACCGAAAACGGCGCAACAUUUAUUGAAAAAAUUCAAGCAAAGAGGGUUUACGCAGACUGUCCUAUUGCAUCAGACAAUAGCGACAAGUCGCCGCGUUCCUCUACUGCUGAUUCGCAGGAAGAAAUGCCAACGGAUGAUGGGAGAACAGACACUAGCCGCCAAAAACAUAAAUCGACGGCACGAAAUUUACAUGGAAAGAAUGGCGAAAAGUCUAAAUGGAAUGAGUGUUACGAGGGAGGAAAUUUUGCAACUAUGGUCGCUGAACACCAGAGCGACUCUGGGGAGGAAAACGACAAAGUUAAUCCGUGCAUUGACAUAACUAAUGCAAACUUCAAACUGCCACUAGGAAAAGAACAACCACUUACCAACGAACAUGCUGAAACAAUAUCUGACUUGCCAUGCGAUAUCUUCUUCCUCGACGAGAAAGCAACCCUUCAGAAAUUUGAAACUUUCGAUCAAAUCUCGGGGUAUCUCGUGCACGCGUCAGUUCACGCAAAAAAUGAGAACACACAGAGGAAUCAUUUCCAAAAGUUGGUACAAAUUCCAUUAAGACAAGCAGAACAUUUGAUUACACUAGGAGAGUAUCUGUCACAAUUAUACGAAGACGAAAAACUUAUUGAUGUUGAAAUUGACAUACAAGGUAGAACAUUCUUUGCUCAUCGCAUUGCGCUCUGCUGCAACAGCGAGUACUUCUUAGACUUUUUCAACCGAAAUAAAAGUAACACGGUUCCAUUUGUGCUGAAAAUAAAAGGUGUCACAGUUGAUGCAUUUGCCGCAUUUCUGGAAUUCUGCUAUACAGGGGAAAUAACAGUUUUUCCCGAAACAUCGGCAGAUAUUAUUGUAAUGGCCGAGUUCUUAAAAGUUGACACUCUCAGAGACAGGUGUGACGAGGUCGCAAAAAGUCUGCCUCUGGAUCAGAGCUUGAAGAUGUUAGUGAAGACAAAGUCACGAUCGACAGGAAAAUUAUAUAAUGCUUUGUUUAAUAAGGUGCUUGGAGAAUUCAAAGCGGCUUCAAUGCUGGAUAACUUUUUCAAAAUGGACGUCGAACUCUUGUGUCGACUGCUGAUGUCAGACGAGCUGAUAGCCGCCUCAGAGUUUGAAGUGUUUACGAUUGCCAUUCGCUGGAUCGUUCAUGACGUAGAAAGUCGUGUAAAGUACACUAUGCGGAUAUUGUCGCUCAUCAGGUUUUACUGCAUGACCCAGCUCGAACUGCUGAUGUGUGGUGAAACUACUAGUCUAGUCCGUGGAUAUGACAAGUUCCGAGAAAUGAUUCUCGUUGCCAACUGGAUGAAGACAGCAGACAAUCUGAAGCGUGAUGAUCCCUUCCAGUUUUCGCGACCAAAACCACGACUUUGCUUUCUCAACCCGGCGAAAACGGUGACAAAAUCUGACCACGAACCCAAGCAAGCGUCCGACCUGACGUUGAUGAUGCCGCCACCACUGAUGACGUCGACGCCAAAACCGACACCAAGACCGAAGCGACCUUCUUCAAACGAAAAUGUUAAUGCAUCAAACUGUGUUGACAUUUUCGUCGUCGGGGGAUUUGUUGCCGACGAAAGCAAACAACAGUCAAAGUUUGUGGAAAAGUAUGACGUCGUUGAUAACCAAUGGUUGCAUUUCCUCCCGUCUGCCCGCACCAUAACCCCGCCAUGCUGUACAUCAUCACCUCUGUCUUAUCGUAAAUACAAAUCAGCUCUAAUCUUUAGUCAUACAUAA
This is a messenger RNA of Mercenaria mercenaria, 1848 nucleotides long. RefSeq names its product kelch-like protein 14. The transcript has 9 exons. Gene Ontology annotation, molecular function: protein binding. The coding region runs from base 127 to 1848 and encodes 573 amino acids. The record is from RefSeq and is a predicted model, not a curated record. Lineage: Eukaryota; Metazoa; Mollusca; Bivalvia; Venerida; Veneridae.